Molecule: messenger RNA, 877 nt
Organism: Apodemus sylvaticus (European woodmouse)
Lineage: Eukaryota; Metazoa; Chordata; Mammalia; Rodentia; Muridae
Gene: Pdzd9
Product: PDZ domain containing 9
Exons: 4
Coding region: 1-810 (269 amino acids)
Molecular function (GO): protein binding
Source: RefSeq, a predicted model, not a curated record
AUGGAGAAGGGCUCCCUCAAAAGCAAAACUGAAAAAGGAUACAGCUCCAAGGCCGACUCUUCUGUAAGAAGCUUGAACAAAGUGAUUCAGACCAAACUUACGGUGGGCCACCUGGGCUUGGGCUUGGUCAUCAUCCAGAAUGGGUCCUACCUCCAGAUUAGCCACCUCAUCAAUAAAGGGGCUGCAGCCAGUGACGGAAUACUCCAGCCAGGUGAUGUUCUGAUUAGUGUCGGACAUGCCAAUGUGCUAGGAUAUACCCUCCGUGAAUUUUUAAAGCUUUUGCAAAAUAUUACCAUAGGAACCAUGCUACAAAUCAAGGUUUACCGAGGCUUUCUUGAAAUACCCCAGGAAUGGCAAGAUGUGUAUGAUUUAAUCCCUGAGACCAAAUUUCCAAUCCCACACACACCAAAGAAAACGGAGAAGGCAAAAGACUCUUUUGUAAGCGAUGACCAUGAAGAUGCAGUUUUAGAUAAAAAACUGAAGUAUUACAGGUACCCCCGGUCAGUCUGGAAUCACCCAGUAAGGACCCCAGUGUCAAUCUCCACAGAGUGGCAUGGGUAUAAAAAGAAGGACCACACUAUUAGUGUUGGCAAAGACUUUAACUGCGACGUAGUAAUUCACAAGGAUGACAAGAAAGAACUGAGGGUCCCUUCUCCAUACUGGACAAUGGUGGAGCAAGACAAAGCUGCCUCCCCCUGCCCCUCCUCCCUCUCCUCCUCUGCUGCCUCCUCCAUCUCAGAUGCCUUUUGGCUGGAGGAUUAUGCACAGGUUGAGGAGGGCAAAGGUAAACAGGGAUCAAAGUUUGGUUAGGUAUUGGUUUGCAAAUUUGUGGCUAUAGAACUUUUUAUGUUUAAACAUCCAAUUUUUAUGCCUUACC